Messenger RNA from Saccostrea echinata, 5229 nucleotides. Its product is annotated as nuclear hormone receptor HR96-like. Gene Ontology annotation, molecular function: zinc ion binding; nuclear receptor activity; RNA polymerase II cis-regulatory region sequence-specific DNA binding. The record is from RefSeq and is a predicted model, not a curated record. Lineage: Eukaryota; Metazoa; Mollusca; Bivalvia; Ostreida; Ostreidae. The transcript has 5 exons. Gene Ontology annotation, biological process: positive regulation of transcription by RNA polymerase II; cell differentiation; negative regulation of transcription by RNA polymerase II. The coding region runs from base 1161 to 2618 and encodes 485 amino acids.
AAGGUUCACCAGUUGGAAACUUAUUUGUUUCCUAACCGUGAUUUUAUACAUACUCCCAUAUCUCCUUACCUGACUUUACUGUGUGUGCUCAGUGAACUGUUAAAGCCUGGACUAAUUUAACAUACUGUUCUGUUUUUUGAUUGAAAUCGAGCAGGGACUAAGCUGUACAGACGUCUUUUGUUUUCUUAUUAGAAAAAUUUGGAAGUGUGUGCUGUUUUUCUGUAGAUUUUCAUUCUCUGAACUCUUACAUUUAUGAGCGGUUGAUCGGCAUUUAAAAAGUCAUUUGAGUGGCAUAAACACUGGUGGUUGUCGAGGCAUAUUUGUGGAUUUAAAUAAUCACCAAAAUAUUGAUGGCUUUUUUAAUUGCUGUGCUGGUUGGGUGAUAGAGACAGUGGUGUUUCCCGUUCGCCUCAGAUGACCUUGUGCUGGGAUUACAUAUAGAUAGUGGGUCUCUAUAAGCGGGGCAGAGAUAACCAGACUUGAGUUGAAAUUUGAACAUCUGACACCAUAAUACCAGUACAGCGCAGUGAACUGACUUAGUUUUACCCAGCAAGACAGGAUAUUACAUAUCAAGAGUUUUCCGUGGAAUAUUACAUACCACUGACGUAGUGUUGUACAAUUCUGAAUGUUACCUUCACACACUGGAGUCUGAUUGUGGCGUGUAGAAAUUACUGUAAACAUACCCAGGGGUCAAUAGUUUCACUGGUAUUGGACAUGAGGUCAUCUGCCUGGCUGUUUCAACAAUAGAUAAAUAUUCUCUACCUGAUAUGGAGUGUGCAUAAUUUACUUGAAACUCAGGAGAAUUGAUGUAAAUGGCUUGAAGAAGGAUAGAUAUUAAUAUAAGGUUUUAGAUCUUCCCACCUCAUAUUUGACACUAAGUGUUUAUGACACACGUUGGAUCAUAGAUCCAAGGAAUGCAGUAACUGUGCCAGUGUUUUGUAGGAAAAAAAGAGUGUGCCAGUAGCAUAUGUAGUGUUGUUCAAUGAUCUAAUCAUUUCAGUGUUGUUGUUUGUGUAAUUCAAUUGAAAGUGCUUUGUCUGGGAAAUAUUUACCAGCUCAAGGAUAAGAAACAAAAUCUUCUUCACUCAAGGGACGUAAACCUUUGAUUUCGAUUUAUGUGAUGCCAUUAGUAUAGUUUCAUUUUUAGUAAAGAAGGAAUCAUGAAUAGCAUUAUUUACGACGAUUUCCAAGAUUGGCUAUAUAAUCCCCAUCCAGUGAGUACAGUUCAUCAGGGGGGUUUUCCACCCGUGGUCAGUAAUACCCCCCUGAUAUCUCCUCCCCAUCAACACCCCGCACAACAGCAGCAGCAAAGAGAAAGUAUGGACACUAGUGAACCCAUGCAAGUCUCCACUACGGGAGAUACCUACAUGGACUGUGAUUCAUCUGAGUACUAUGGAAGGGAUGCUGCCUCUAAGAGAGAACAGAAAAGGAGACCUAAACCUAAAGAUGGCACCCUUCUUGUCUGUGGAGUCUGUGGGGAUAAGGCCCUGGGCUACAACUUUGAUGCCAUUACCUGCGAAUCCUGUAAGGCAUUCUUCAGGAGAAAUGCCUUAAAAACAAAGGUUUUUGCUUGCAGCUUUGAUGGAAAUUGUAAGCUAGACACCCACACAAGAAAAUUCUGCUCUGGCUGUCGUCUGAAGAAGUGCUUUGACAUAGGCAUGAAGAAGGACUGGAUUCUAAGUGAAGAUCAAUUGGCAAAGCGUAGACAGAAGCUUACAAAGCAGGAUCGAGCCAAGCUUCGCAAGAUAGAAGAGCCAGGAUGUCAGGUGACAGCUUGUCCAGAGGUAUCCACCAGUAACUACCAUUCGGACGAGUCGUCGUCUUACAACCAAUCCCCUCCCACAGAGUUAUCUCCCUUCAAAUCAGAAAUGGAUGACGACGACUACCCAAGACCAUUGCCCGAGGACGUCCGCAAAGAAAUUCAAAAUUUGGAGGAGCAAUACGCAGCAGUGUUUGACCAGCCAUACAAUGAGACCCAGUUUAGGAAACUGACAGAAAGUCCCCGGUCUGCCAAUGACCUUUUCAAUUUAACAGAUAUAUUUAUACGUAGAUUGAUCAAGUUUGCAAAACAUGUACCAGAGUUCAAACAGCUACAGCAGGAAGACCAGAUUCAUUUGCUUAAAGGAGGCAUCAUGGAAAUUAUGGUCUUGCGUUCAGUGAUGGGAUUUGAUUCACAGGCCAUGGGAUGGAAAGUGCGAGGAGGCACGUCACAAAAUAAUAAAAUAUGUGAAACACAACUUAGCCCAGAAAUGAUCAAAACGAUGGACACCCACAUGUAUUCAGACCAUGUGAAAUUUGUUAUGAGUCUAAAUCAACUUACAAAAGCCAACAAAACCAUAUUGACCCUACUAUUCGUGAUCGAAUUAUUUUCUUCAGACAGACCAUGUCUCAAAAACAAGGAGCUAGUUGCCAAGGGACAGGAAAAAUUUUCUACCUGGCUUCAAGCCUACCUGGAAUCCAUUUACCCUGUCAGCGAAGCUCGACAGCUGUAUCCCAAACUUCUAAUGAAGCUACUGGACGUGCGAAGCCUUGGAGAGUCAAGUGCUCAACUUGCCUCCCAUCUUGAUAUUACAAGACUCGAGCCACUGCUUGUGGAAAUCUUCAGUUUACAAAAGUGACAUGAAAUGGCACAAAGAAUCAUGGGGUUUAACUGGAAUAUACAAACAGUAGUAUGUUUUUUGACAUCAACGACCUUGUACAAUAUGGCAUCAUUGUGCUCUAUAUGUUGUCUUGUUCUGAAGCACCAGGCUCAGGCAGCUAAGCUAUUAUUGUCUUGGGGUUGGGAGUAGGUUGGUAAGGGCAGAAGAAGUCCUACCAAAAUUAGGACCAGGACUUCAUGUAUGAAUGAAUUGCAAGUCUGUAAUAUAGGAAAUUUAGUGUGCUUUCUUGUAUAUAACAAAGUCGUGUGGUUUAGUGAAAGUAUAGAUCUUUUUAGCAGAGGAGAAGCAUACAAAUUAAAACAAUACAUGUAUAAGCAAAAUUCACUUUUUAAAAAAAUGGCUACAGUUUUAAAAAAUUUCCAGUGAGGGCUUAAAAGAAACUAGAAUUUCCAUAAUUUGUAGGCUUGCUAUGAGUAGAGAAUAGUUAAUUCAUUGUCAGAAGCUUUUUUGUGUUGUAGUUUCUUGCCUAAGUUUGUGUACAGACACAUCAGUGGCAGGAUUUUGACUGUUGCGUGUUAUAGUUCUUGCCUAAGUUUGUGUACAAACACAGCAGUGGCAUGAUUUUGACUGUUGAGCCUCAGGGAGGACAAUAAAAUGUUCAGGGAAUCUUCAGGCUCGGCAGCACCUACCUCUAGAGUAUACUCACAAUGUAUUACCCAUCAGCCACUGCAACAUUUCCCAUCAUUCACUGCAGUAUCCUGCUUUCUGUUCUCAUGUUCAGCUUUGUGUUUAAUUGCUAUCAUGUGUAAUUGCUUAUUUUUUGAAAAAACAAGAGAUGUUCUUCAAUUUGCAUUGCUUUGUAUAUGUAUAAAUCAGUUGUUUUUUUUCACAUAAACAAAAACAUAUCCCCAAAAUUUAUUGAAUAAAAUAGCAUAUCUUAUUGUUAAUAACAUUUUUUAAAAAAUCAGUAAACCUGUAUAUGUUGUAUUUUACAAUUGGGAGUACUGUCCUUACAUGAUGUAUGUUGCUAUGGUCAUUUCACGCCAUGUGAAAUAAGUCUGUUUGCAUGUGUGUAAAAAUAAGGUUCAUCUCGUCCAUUGAAAACUCGCAACCUUGAAUGGCAGUAAGAAUUAUUAGGUGACGUACAUUACCAUUCAAGACACAGCCAGAGAACUGGGUCCCAAUAGUGUUAUAUUAAUGGAGAACAUAUCUAUUGAUUUUUGUCCUGUUUUGACGUAAGUGAAUAUUGAUCUGCCUUUACGACCCGGCUUGGUCAAAGGUGCAAAAAAUCAAGGUUGUGGGGACCAUAUCUACUGCCUUAUUAUAUGUGUACCGGUUAAAACAUGGUUUAUGGCAUGCUUGAGAAUGGUGCUUGAAUGCAAUUUUGUGUGUUUGUUCAAAUAUGUCCUAGUAAAAUGGGCCACCUUAAAGUGGUAGAGUGAGGUAUUUGUUCUGUAUGUGUUGAAGAAUUUGUUAGAUUUAUGACAGGGAACACAACUGUCUUUUCUUUAUUGUGUUUGAUAUAUGAAUGUACCCUGUUUGCUUAAUAGGGUGAAUAUAACAUCUUGCAUUGUACAGAUUCUUGAGAGUUUAACUGUGUAAAAACAGUGAUAUUAAUAUUAAUAGUACAGAGUUUUUAUAGCUGUGCUCAAUUGUUCCUAUACUUAUGACAAAAACAUGGAGUUCUUUAAUGAUAAAUAUCAAAUUGCUCCAAAAUUUAUUUUUUACUUUAAUAUCAGAUUUUCUUAAAAUUCAAUUUCAAAUCAAGCCAUCCUGAAAUGAAGAUUCAGAAUCUGAUAAUAAAUCUGAACUGUAUUUGAGGGGAUGUAAUGAUAGGGGUUCAAUAAGUAUUGAUUUGGACUUUAUUUUACUGUAGCUAGUAGUAAAUAAGGAAAAUAAAGUUAAAACCUUAGCAUCUCAGAAAGUUUAUCAGAUUAUAUUAUGUUUUUAAAAAUAUGCUGCAUGCACAUAAUGUCCAUGUUCACUGUUGUGACACUGUGUAUACAAGGCAUUUAUUCCACUGUGAUCUAGAAAUGAUUCCGGUGGAUCAGGUAUAUCUUGGAGAUAACAUUUGGAGAAGAAAAAUAUUGGUCUAUGUUACAGAGAGACCUUGAGUCAAAAACUAAUGUUAUGGAUGUCAUAAUUUUAUAGUAUGUUGUGUAAUGUUGUUGGCUUUAACCAAAAAGAAUUAUGAUUUUUAAAGAAAGAAAAAAAGAUAAAAUUGGGUUAAUUCAAAUUUCUACAAUAUGAAAGUGCUAAUAUUUUUAGGUGUUUCUGUAGUAAAUGUUAUUUGUAGACAUGUUUUGUAUUGUUAAUAUGGACUUUUUUAGAUAAAAUAUUUUCAUUGCCAAAAAUUAUACAAAAGAAAUUUUAUCCAUGACCAUGUACUUGUAUUGAAAGUAGCUCAAAUUGUACAUUUUGUAAAUGUAAUAUUAUACAGGUUUUUACAUGGAGGAAUUACACUAUUGUUUCUAAUUCUCUAUUUUAUUGUCAUGGAUAGCAUGAAAACUUUCAUCUUUUUGUGUAUUGGCACUAUAAAAACUGUUUAUAAGGUGAUAAUAUUGUGAUGCUCAAAAAAGCAACUUGUCUGAUGUUGAAUAAAAAAAAGUAUGGGUGACAACAAAGGAAA